GGGGGGGUAGAGCCGCAAUGGCGGUCGGCGGCGGCGGCGCUCGGAGGGACUCAGGCAGAGCGGCUGCGAAACCGGCCGCCCCGCUCCCUCUGUCAGACAUCGCAACCUCUGCCUCUCCACAGCAAGCGCCAUCUUGGCUCGGCGAGAGGAGCGGCGCGGCGAGGCAGAAGCAAGAGCGAGUGGAGUACCUUCAGAAGGCCCAGUUUCUCCUACACGAGAGGAACUUUCUAUGGCAGCAGAUUUACUUCAAAGUGAGAAUGGCAGUGGUGCAGAGCUGGCAAAGCCUCUCCAUCUUCAGUACCUGGAGCGUGCUCUUAGACUUGAUCCUUUCCUGCGUCAGGCAGCAAAUGUCUUCAACAGGCCUAUUUCAAGUGACGAGAGCGAUGAUGGGCUUGAAGAUGCUUCGUCAUUGUCUAAAACCGGUUCUGGAAAUCUUCUGAACAGUGUUAAAAAGGAGCCUGUAGAUGAGGAACUGGGAGAGCAACCAGAAGUUGGACAUAGCAGAACUCUGACAGCUCCACCCUCGCUCAAUGGUGCCUUUCAUCCAGCAGAAUUCAAAGUUGAGAAGGGAAACGUAUACAAUUUCAGCAAAUUGAAGAAAAGCAGGAAAUGGCUGAAGAGUAUUCUCUUGAGCAAUGAGACUUCAGACUCCAAUACAGAUGAUGAUGAUAUCGAAGGGGAGUUUGUGCUCACCAAGGAGGAGUUGCACGAUAUGUUGCGUCUGCAUAAGUACAGGAAGUUGCAUCAGAGCAAAGUGCACAAUGAUAGAGAGCUCCAGCAAUACCGAUACUACAGCACAGGUCUACUGUCCACACACGACCAUUUCUAUGAACAACAGCGCCAUGUCCUGGGCCCCAGCAGGAAAAAGAAGAAAGAGGAGAAAAAAAUGAAGGCCAAAUUGAAGAAAGUGAAGAAGAGGAAGAAGCGUGAGGAGGAACACUCGUCUGGAGAAUCCCCACGAAGAACUGAGAUGAAAAUAUUUGCCAAGUUCUCCCAUGAUGCUCCUCCUCUCGGUUCAAAGAAAAAGCACUUGAACUUAGAGCAGUUGAAUGCACGGCGACGCAAGGUCUGGCUCAGUAUUGCCAAAAAGGAGGUUCCCAAGGUCUACAAACAAAAGUCCUCUGCUCGGAACAUGAUCCUCACCAACACCAAGAAGCUGGCUCACCAGUGUAUGCGAGAGGUGCGGAGGGCUGCCAUCCAGGCACAGAAAAACUGUAAAGAAACACUGCCUCGAGCCCGGAGGCUAACCAAAGAGAUGCUUUUAUACUGGAAAAAAUAUGACAAAGUAGAGAAGGAACAUCGAAAGCGAGCAGAAAAGGAGGCUCUGGAACAGCGAAAACUUGAUGAAGAGAUGCGUGAGGCAAAGAGACAGCAGCGGAAGUUGAAUUUCCUAAUCACGCAAACAGAGCUGUAUGCACACUUCAUGAGUCGGAAGCGAGCUUCUGGGAAUGAUGCUUUGCAGGAGGAAAUAUUGAUGAAGCUGGAUGACAGUGUGAUCUUCAGACAGAUUGAUAUUGGAGGAGGUGUGAUGGUUAAUGUCAGUCAAGAAGAUUACGAUAGUGAAUACUAUAAAGCACAGGCAUUGAAGAAUGCAGAGGAUGCCUUUCGAGUGCAGCAAGCCAAAACCAGAUUGUUCGAUGAGGAAGCAAAGGAGAGCCGCAUGGCUGCAUUGCGGGCAGCCAAUGAGUCGGGGACUGGUUUCGGGGAGAGUUACAGCUUGGCCAACCCUUCCAUUCGGGCUGGUGAAGACAUUCCUCAGCCUUCCAUGUUCAAUGGCAAGCUCAAAGCCUACCAACUGAAAGGCAUGAAUUGGCUGGCUAACCUUUAUGAGCAGGGUAUCAAUGGAAUUCUGGCUGAUGAGAUGGGACUUGGGAAGACAGUACAGAGCAUUGCUUUCUUGGCACAUUUAGCUGAGAGAGAAAAUAUUUGGGGUCCAUUUCUAAUCAUCUCUCCUGCCUCCACACUGAACAACUGGCAUCAGGAAUUCUCCAGAUUUGUUUCACGAUUCAAGGUGUUGCCUUACUGGGGGAACCCACAUGACAGAAAGGUGAUCAGGAAGUUCUGGAGCCAGAAAACAUUGUACACCCAAAAUGCACCAUUCCAUGUGGUGAUAACCAGUUACCAGCUGGUGGUUCAGGAUGUGAAAUACUUUCAGCGGGUGAAAUGGCAGUAUAUGGUGCUAGAUGAGGCCCAGGCACUCAAAAGCAGCUCCAGUGUUCGUUGGAAGAUUUUGCUGCAGUUUCAGUGCCGGAACCGAUUGCUGCUGACAGGGACUCCUAUUCAGAACACUAUGGCAGAGUUGUGGGCGCUGUUGCACUUUAUCAUGCCGACUCUCUUUGAUUCCCAUGAUGAAUUCAAUGAGUGGUUUUCCAAAGAUAUUGAAAGCCAUGCUGAGAACAAGUCUGCCAUCGAUGAGAACCAGCUGUCACGUCUGCACAUGAUUCUCAAACCUUUCAUGCUGAGGAGGAUCAAAAAGGAUGUGGAGAAUGAGCUCUCAGAUAAGAUUGAGAUCUUAAUGUACUGCCAACUGAAAAGUAGGCAGAAGAUGCUGUACCAGGCUUUGAAGAAUAAAAUCUCCAUCGAAGACCUGCUCCAAUCGUCCAUGGGAACCACACAGCAGGCCCAGAACACCACCAGCAGCCUCAUGAAUCUAGUCAUGCAGUUUCGUAAGGUCUGUAACCAUCCAGAACUGUUUGAACGCCAAGAAACUAAAUCACCUUUUCAUAUGUCUCUGAAACCGUACAACAUUCCCAAACUUAUUUACAGAGAUGGGCAGAUCAAUCAUUUCAAUCAUUGUCGCAACAGGUGGUUACGAGUCAUUCUAUCUCCAUUCUCCCCAGCCUACAUUCAGCAGUCUCUUUUUCAUAGAAAAGGUAAUGAUGAAGGAAGCUGCUUUUCUUUUCUGAGAUUCAUAGAUGUAUCACCAUCUGAAAUGUCAAAUAUGAUGCUUCAAGGGAUGCUUGCAAGAUGGUUAGCUCUUUUCUUAUCACAGAAAGCUGCCUAUAGGCUUCACCAUGCACGCAGUUGGAGAGAGAGUGAGGUGAAGAGGCAACAUCUGAGCAACACAGACCUGAUUCUGUGGGUAGAUUCCUGCACAUCUUUCCCCAACAUCCACAGCAGUAAAGGUUUCCAGGAUCUUUGUUUUACUGGCUAUUGCAAAGCAGUAAUAAGCCACACCCAGCACCUUAUCCAUCGACGAAAAUUGGCUACCUCAUCCAUCCGCCACAGUCAGACCACAGAAAUGCCAGCUUUUCUCUACAACAGCAUACCCAAGGUGACUGCUGUUCCACGGGACAUCUACUGUUGUGAUCGGGGUGCAGAGAACGAGCGUCGAUUGAUGAAGGAAGGUGGCCACCUCACUGUCAAGCAGUGCCUCUUGUAUGGAACCCCAGAGCUAGCUCUUCAUUGGAGAAAUCGGCUGUCUUUCUUCUUUCUUGAAAAUCCUGGGGGUUUGUUAGCUGUUCAGUCGAGGCAUGGCUGGUCCUUCAUUAGGAUUCCUGACAAAGAAAGCCUGAUCACAGACAGUGGGAAGCUACAUACUCUUGACAUCCUCCUAACACGGCUAAAAGCCCAGGGCCAUCGUGUGCUUAUUUACUCCCAGAUGACACGUAUGAUCGAUCUGCUAGAGGAGUACAUGGUCUUCAGACAACAUACUUACAUGAGACUGGAUGGCUCAUCAAAAAUAUCUGAGAGACGGGACAUGGUGGCAGACUUUCAAAGCAGAACAGAUAUCUUUGUGUUCCUUCUCAGCACCAGAGCUGGUGGCCUUGGCAUCAAUUUGACAGCUGCUGAUACAGUUAUAUUUUAUGACAAUGACUGGAACCCAACUGUGGAUCAGCAGGCUAUGGAUCGAGCUCAUAGGCUGGGACAGACAAAGCAAGUAACUGUGUAUCGACUCAUCUGCAAGGGAACAAUAGAGGAGCGAAUCCUGCAGCGUGCCAAGGAGAAGAGUGAGAUUCAGCGGAUGGUUAUUUCUGGGGGCAACUUCAAACCCGACACACUCAAACCAAAGGAGGUGGUCAGUUUGCUGUUGGAUGAUGAGGAACUGGAGAAGAAAUUGCGCCUGCGACAGGAAGAGAAACGAAUACAAGAAGAAUCAAAUAAAGUGAAAGAUCGAAAAAGGAAACGAGAAAAAUAUGCAGAAAAGAAGAAGAAGGAGGAUGGAGAGAAUGCUGUGAAGAGAAGGAAAGAGGGAUGGACUAUGUUGACACCUUCAUUAGCAUCUGCAGAUAACUCCAACAUGUCCUCAGGAAACCUGUCAGCAGAUGGGGAAGAAUCUUUCAUCAGUGUGGACUCAGCCAUGCCUAGCCCUUACAGUGAGAUAUCUAUGAGCAGUGAACAGCACACUGGAUCGAUCGCACCCGAUGAAAGUAGCAGUGACCUUGUGAUUGUGGACGACCCAACGUCAGCUUCGCAGUCCAGAGCAACCAAUUCCCCAGUCUCCAUUGCAGGCUCAACUUCAGACCAUGUGAAUGGUGUUUCACAAGAUAAAUCUGUUACUAACGUUGGCCCAUCAGGGAGGGGCAGGGGCCGUCCAAAAGGAUCUGGAAGUACCUCAAAAGGUUCGGGAAAAAAUCGAGGGCGCAAGUCUACUGCUGGCAGUGCUGCAGCAAUGGCAGGAGCCAGGGCCGGUGCAGCAGCAGCUUCAGCUGCUGCAUAUGCUGCAUACGGGUACAGUGUGUCGAAAGGUAUGACAGGAAGCGGCCCUGGGCAGUCUCCCCUCUCUUGGCCAACCAGCACUGCCACCUUUGGAAUGAUGAGCACUUCCCCUUUGAGCUCCCCUCACAGUAUGUCUAACAGCGUCCCAGGGACACCCCAGACUCCGACUGAUACAAGCACGCCUUCGCCGUCCCCCAGCAAGAAGGCCAGCAGAGGCCUGGUUCAGCCCCCAGCUGUUGGGGGGCGGUAACCAUGAACAGUGGGGAUGGUUGGUGGGAUGGCUGCAGUGAGUGGGCGGGGAGGGAGGGCGAGUCACAAGACUCAUGUUUAAGGAUUUAGAGUUGUUUUAAUAGAAGUGAAAUCAUGGAGAAGCCUUUUCCCUCUGAAUGACGUGUACAUAAUGUUUACCAGGAGAGCACAGAAUCCUUGUUUGUUUCUUUUUGAAUGUGCUAUUUUUUUAUAGAUGAAUUUGUAAAUAUGUACAAAAAAAAGUGAGAAAUCAAACAGAAACUGCUAUCUUUUACUAACCUGACAGACUGGUGAGAAUCCAGCCAAGUGAUGAAUCGUAAUUUUAUGGAGAGAUUGUAUGCGUGUGAAUUUUUACUAGUUUCCAGUGCUGAGAGGUAAACAUUCUGAAGUCCUUGUGUUUUAAUUUGCAGAGGCGGAAGCUAUUUCCCCUUGAGAACAGAAGCAGCAUUCAGCUUCCUGUGCCUUCCUCUAUGCCUCCUCCUUCCUCAUACCACUGUUAUAUUUGCAUCAGUCAGCUGCCAGUGACUGCAAGUGGCACCUGCUUAAGUGCUGCAGUGACCCCUGGACUGGCCGGGACAAGCCUCCAAGUACAAGUCCCAGUCUGCUGACUGUUGGCAGCCAGCACACAUCGAAGCUUGAGAAAUGUAACAUCCAGUCUGUGUUCCCACUCCCAUUGUUGCUCAGUUAAAGACUCUGGCACUCAGUUAAUAUGAGGAAGAAACAGUCACAUUCACUUGGAAAUUCCCAGCAUAACUGUCAGCCAAUGGGAGGAAGAGAGCAGUUGCUCACUCCUUUCUGUGUCAGAAACUGACAGGCCCACUGUCUGCAUUUUCAGCAUCAAUCUGAACAGAAACAGACAUGUUGUGACCUGAUUGAAACCCUCCAGCAGUGUAGAAAGCUGUGACCAGUUCAGGAUUAUCCUCAUGUAACAGAGGGUUACUGCUGUGUUACUGCAGGUACCAGCCCUGUCCAACCAGCAUCGAUGUACAGAAAUCACAGGUUAAAGGAAAGGACAUCUGCAAUACCCACAGGGUAUACUUAGUAUCCUAGCACAGAUAAUGGCAUCACCAUGUGAUAGCUACUUGAAAUCCAAAUAUAGUGAUCUAGAAACCUGCACGGGGCAUUAACUUUUCUUUUAAUCUCAAAUUUUAAGGAUAUUUUGCAUGGCCAAAGCAGUGCAAUUCUUUGAUAAUCCAACAUGUAACACAAUGGAUAUGGAUUGAAUUCUGCACUUCAUCCCAAAAUUUCAAUUCUCUCCUAUGUUGCCAUUAAUAGGAGAUGCUGAAAAGAGCCCAGAGGUUGGCCAGCAAUACAUUUCCACUCUACUGUAUCGUUCUGGUUGUGUACAAGCAGUGCUUUGUAAUUGAGAAUGUGUAAGUCACAAGUUCCUCCAUCGAAUUCAAACUAAAUUUAACAUGCUAAUCAUUGCAGUAGAGUUGUAAAUGUGGUGCCGGCUUCAGAAUUGUUGUCUCGUCUCUCCUCCCCUUUUGUUGCCCAGUUUCUCACCUCACCAUCUUGUCCUAUCCUUCUUCACCUCUCUCUCACGCUCUCUGCAACCACUUCAUACUGCACUCUGUCUUGCCUCCCCCCCCACCCCCACCCCCAACCAAUCCUGCCUGCCCCUUUCGUCUGUCUCUCUCUUACACUAUGUAUUUUCUCUCACCGUCUCUCAUUGCUGACAUCCCUCCCUGUUCUCCCCAGUGUGGCCCACUCCCUGCAUUGGGUCUGUCUGUUUUUCUGUCUCUUCUCCUCUGCCCCCAAUUUCCAUCAUCUCUCACCCUGAUCUCAAUCUUCCCUUUUUCCAUCCUCUCUUGUUCACUACCUCACUCAUCCUCUUGUCCCCUCUCUGCUUGCAUUGCCUGCGUUUUCCAGCUUCUAACUCAGCUAAAACCUCUGCUUAUUUGAGGUGUGGAACAUUAAGGCACAGAAUAACCUUCCUGAGAGCUGCCAUCUGUUUAACAUUCAGCCAGAACCCCAGGAGCAGCCACUGCACCCCAUUUGGAUAGGUCAAAACAGCGCAAAGUGAAGAAAUUGGAGGCUGAAUUCUGACAAUAGCUGAUGUAUUGUGAAGUGGGAUAUAUAUACAGUAUUUAACGUAGUGAAAACAGAUGAAGUUUUUGAGCAUUCUAAAUUAUAUCAAGGUUAAAAUCCAUAUUUUAAUAUUUGCAGUUAGUAUUGCUCUCCAGUUGAACUCCGUGUCCCUUCCUUGUGUUGACAGGCUUGGUGUUGCCUUACAUCUCUGAUUCACCGGCUGCUUAGUUUUUCCAUCCAGUGGAAUGGAUCUGUUGAAAGACUCCAUGUAUAAUUUAGGAGACAUCGUUCUGCUUGUAUGGGCAGCUCUGUGAGACAGUGUGAACAACCUUUCCCCCACCCCCAAUGAAUACAACAGAACUCCAGUCACUGACUAACCAGCAAGAUACACUGACAUGCAACAGUGCAGUAGUUUGAUCUAAACCCUGGGCAGCUGCCAUGGUUAGAACAACCAGGUUGCAAGUGACUGUGUCACACUCAAAUCACAUCCUUUAUCCUUUCUGCAGGUUGCACUUCUAGCCAGUGUGCACUAUCUUAACAGCUGCAUCUGUCCUUGUGUAAGGGCUGAACCUCAACCAUAAAACCCAAAUUAGGCAGGUUCUGCAAGCAUCUUCCUUUGGCAAAUGCAUAGUGAUGUGUUGCAGACAGUGUGCCUGGAUGAGAGGAGGGUGCCUCGUGUGGGAUCUUCGGGUUCUGUUUCAAGUUGCUGCACUUGUCUCUUUGUGGUCCAGACACACACUACAUCACUAAAUGUUUGUACUUUUAAAGAGAAUGCAUGACAGUUUCAGACCUAUUACCCAAUUUGAUGCCUGGCACAUGUUGUAAAAUCAAACAAAGCCCUAGGCCUUUUUAUUUAAAAAUUCAUUUCUGAUCUACAUGUAAGCUGGAUCCACAGUUCAGAGUUGGAAAGAUUUGAGGAGGAUGCAUGGAAGAUGAGGCCUGGGUGGUUAAUUAUUCAAUGCAAUACCAGUUCACUGAAUCAGUUUGUACCCCCACCCUCCCCUAACAGUACAGGCUGGUUAACUGAUUUAUUUUAUUGCUAUGCCAUAACUCAGUACAAUCAGUUAAUGAAAUCAUAAUUUGUGUUCAACCUUAGCAAAAAUGAUUCAGGUACAGCAGUACAGUAUCAAAAUAAAAUCGAAGUGUCUAUAAAGAACUGACUAUAUUUGUGUUUCU
Messenger RNA from Chiloscyllium plagiosum (whitespotted bambooshark), 8115 nucleotides. It is a transcript of the gene ino80, whose product is annotated as INO80 complex ATPase subunit. Gene Ontology annotation, molecular function: ATP-dependent chromatin remodeler activity; DNA binding; ATP binding. NCBI's taxonomy places the organism in Eukaryota, Metazoa, Chordata, Chondrichthyes, Orectolobiformes, Hemiscylliidae. Gene Ontology annotation, cellular component: nucleus; Ino80 complex. Gene Ontology annotation, biological process: DNA-templated transcription; DNA repair; chromatin remodeling. The record is from RefSeq and is a predicted model, not a curated record.